This is a messenger RNA of Monoraphidium neglectum, 714 nucleotides long. RefSeq lists its product as hypothetical. Lineage: Eukaryota; Viridiplantae; Chlorophyta; Chlorophyceae; Sphaeropleales; Selenastraceae. The transcript has a single exon. The coding region runs from base 1 to 714 and encodes 237 amino acids. The record is from RefSeq and is a predicted model, not a curated record.
AUGCAGCCGCUCGACGGCGCGUUCGCGGGCCCCGCGCGGCCGGGGUCGGCGGGGGGGCUGCGGCCAGCGCUGCUGCCGGAACUCGGCGGCGCCGGCGGCGGCGCGUUUGCGAGCCCGCACGGGCACCUCGCGCUGCGCGGGCUGCCAGACACGCUGUUUCCUGGGUUCCGCUCGUGCGCAUCUGACGACGGCGCCGGCGCCGGUGGCGGGGGUGUGUAUAGCGGGGCCGGGUAUGGAGGGUCAGCUGGCGGCGGCGGGGGCGGCGCGCCGCACCUCAACCUGCCCGACGAGCCCUUCGGCCCGCACCAGCCGCCUGCCAGCGGCGGCAUGGAGGACGCCGCCGCGGCGGCUGCCAUCAUGCGGCGCCACAGCAGCGGCGGCGGCGAGUGGGGCACCGGCGCGCCGGUGCAGGCGCCCCAGCUGCCAGCGCCGCCGCCGGCGCUGUUCGGGCCGCCCGGUGGGCUCUGGGGCCUCGGCGCCGGCGCGUCGCCGCACCACCACCGGGGCCUCCAGCUGGCGCCCGGCGGCCUCCACGGCUCGCUCGGCGGCGCCCAGGACGGCGCCGGCGGCGCGGGCGGCGGGCUGGGGCGGCCCGGGGUCGGUGACGUCAUCGGGGACGAGGAUGCAUUGGCGUCGAGCCACAGCAUCGUGACGGCGGCGGACGCGGAGCUCAACAAGCUGGCGCAGGACAUAAUGCGCGGCCUGGUGGAGUGA